AUGCCACCCGCUCGACGCCCGCGCCGGCACUGCCGCCCUGCCUCCACCGGCACUGCCGCCCCAACAACGGCACUGCCGCCGACCCACCAGUGCUGCUCAUCCGCCUUGCCCAUCAGCCACCACCACCAGCUGCUGCCGCCGCCCCUGGCUCUCCCCUGCUCGCUCGCCUUAGACCAUGGCCACGCACCCACGCUCUCGCUCGAGCCGCCCAGCAGCCGCACACCGCGCCGCCGCAUCUGCCGCCGACCACCUACCACCAACUCCCGCCCGCGCCACUGCCAGCGCCGCUCGCCCGCCCUUGCUAACAAUCUCCACGCGCGCCCACCGCUUGGCCUUCCUCCGCCCACGCGCAGCAAGCUGCUGCACCCGCGCCGCAUCAAGCCACCACCCCGCUCUCGCCCGUGUGCCACCAAGUCCAGCACCGCGCGCAUCCGCCGCAUCACCCCGGCCGACAGCGGCCUUGGCCGCCCGCCCGCUGCUCCACCUCACGCUGCUCAACUCCCCUCACGCCCAGCAAGCCCAAGCACCACCAGUUCCUGGCCAAUCCUCGCGCACGACCUCACAAUCCUCGCCAAGAUGACCCCGGCAGUGCCGGCCACCUGA
Molecule: messenger RNA, 603 nt
Organism: Lolium perenne
Lineage: Eukaryota; Viridiplantae; Streptophyta; Magnoliopsida; Poales; Poaceae
Source: RefSeq, a predicted model, not a curated record